AACGAGUCGCAGCGACCGGGGUGAACUGCCUCCGUGGCUCGCCAAUCCCCUCGCAUGGGCCGUAAAGAUCCUGAAGCGGGCCUUUCUUUCCUUGAGACGCACAGGUGGGCCUUCGUCCCGUCUCGCUCGGCACCGCUGAUGAAAACUCAUGGAAAAUCGCUGUGAAAAGAACAAGACUGAGGCUGGAUUGUACUGCGGCCGGGCCGAGGCAGCAUCGUUAGGAGCUUUCGACAGCUGCAGCGGAGUCAGCAGAGCAGCCCAGGCGGCUAGAGUUUAAUCCCCACACGGCACACGCCACGCACACGGCGGAGGAGCUCAGAUGGCCAGCGGCGGCGCGUCGGACGCGGAGGCGGAGCUGCGGCGGGGCUUCAAGGCCCUGGCCGUGACGCGGCCGGACCCGGCGGCCGCGGUCUACGAGGUGCGCCUCAGCCGCCCCGCGCAGCGCAACGCGCUCAGCCCGGACUCCUUCGCGGAGAUCCCGCGCGCCAUGGCGCUGCUCGACCGCGUCCCCGCCGCGCGCGCCGUCGUGCUCUCCGCCGCGGGCCCCCACUUCUGCGCGGGCAUCGAGCUCGGCGGGCCCGGGAACCCGCUCACCGCGCCCUUCAGCCGGGGCGCCGACCCCGCGGCCGCGGCCGAGGGGCUCCGCCGCGCCAUCCUCGGCAUGCAGGCCGCGCUCACCGCCGUCGAGCUGUGCCGGAAGCCCGUCAUCGCGGCCGUGCACGGCGCCUGCGUCGGCGGCGGCGUCGACCUCGUCGCCGCCUGCGACAUACGCUACUGCUCAAAGGACGCCACGUUCGUGCUCAAGGAGGUGGACAUGGCCAUCGUUGCCGACCUCGGCGCGCUCCAGCGCCUGCCGCGGAUCGUCGGCUACGGGAACGCCGCAGACCUAGCCCUCACGGGCCGCAGGAUCACCGCCGCGGAGGCCAAGGAGAUGGGGCUGGUCAGCAGGGUGUUCGAUUCCAAGCAGGAGCUGGAUGCUGGUGUUGCGAAGAUCGCCAAAGAAAUAUCAGAGAAGUCGGCAAACGCAGUGAUGGGAACGAAGGCAGUUCUACUGAGAAGCAGAGAUAUCACAGUAGAGCAGGGCCUGGAGCAUGUAGCGACUUGGAACUCUGGAAUGCUGAGAUCUAAUGACCUGAUGGAGGCCAUCAAAGCUUUCAUGGAGAAGCGGAAGCCUGUUUUCUCUAAGCUCUGAUGAUCUUCAUCAUGGGCGAAAAUUUAUAUGUGAACCCUAGCCAC
Molecule: messenger RNA, 1236 nt
Organism: Triticum dicoccoides
Lineage: Eukaryota; Viridiplantae; Streptophyta; Magnoliopsida; Poales; Poaceae
Product: delta(3,5)-Delta(2,4)-dienoyl-CoA isomerase, peroxisomal-like
Exons: 4
Coding region: 320-1192 (290 amino acids)
Cellular component (GO): peroxisome
Molecular function (GO): delta(3,5)-delta(2,4)-dienoyl-CoA isomerase activity
Source: RefSeq, a predicted model, not a curated record